GGAAUAGAGAAUACCCGAUUGCGACCUUGUGUACAAAAUGGCAGGUGUUGCUAGACUCACAAAAGCUGUGUUGCACAAAAGUAGACUUCUUGCUUCUUCAAACGUAAUUUUGAAGAAUGCAAGAUGCUGCAGUGUUGUUGCAGGAAGUACACAGCAUACGUUGAGUGUAAAGAAACGGAUUGACAAGACCAGAGAAGCUUCUUUAUUGGGUGGUGGAGAGAAAAGAAUUGCAAAGCAACACCAAAAGGGAAAACUGACAGCUAGAGAAAGGAUACACUUGAUGUUGGACCCAGGAAGUUUUGUAGAGUAUGAUGCAUUCCUUGAACAUAAUUGUACUGACUUCGGCAUGGAAAAUGAGAAGUUUCCUGGUGACAGUGUUGUGACUGGUCGUGGAACGAUCAACGGAAGGAUGUGCUUUGUGUUCAGUCAGGACUUCACAGUGUUUGGUGGUAGUUUGUCUGGUGCACAUGCCAAAAAGAUCUGUAAGAUAAUGGAUCAAGCCAUGUUAGUUGGAGCCCCAGUUAUUGGACUGAAUGACUCUGGUGGAGCCAGGAUCCAGGAAGGUGUUGAAUCUCUUGCCGGUUAUGCUGAUAUCUUUCAGAGAAAUGUGAAUGCAUCUGGAGUUAUACCACAAAUAUCACUCAUUAUGGGUCCGUGUGCUGGUGGUGCAGUGUAUUCACCUGCCCUGACAGACUAUACUUUUAUGGUCAAGGAUACUUCGUACUUGUUCAUCACAGGUCCUGAUGUUGUCAAGUCUGUAACUAAUGAGGAUGUCACACAAGAGGAGUUAGGGGGCGCUAAAACACAUACAACAGUUUCAGGUGUUGCCCACAGAGCUUUCGAGAAUGAUGUUGACGGCUUGCUACAGUUGAGAGAAUUCUUCGACUAUUUACCUCUGAGUAAUCAAGACCCGGCACCAAUCCGAGAAUGUUACGAUCCUUGGGAUCGUGAUGUACCAGGAUUGGACACAGUUGUCCCCCUUGAGACAACAGCAGCUUAUGACAUUAAAGAUGUCAUCACAAGUGUAGCAGACGACAGUAACUUCUUUGAGAUCAUGCCAAACUAUGCUAAAAAUAUAGUUGUAGGGUUCUCACGCAUGAAUGGUCGCACAGUUGGCAUAGUUGGGAACCAACCAAAAGUGGCAGCAGGCUGCCUCGAUAUAAAUGCUUCAGUUAAAGGGGCACGUUUUGUGCGAUUCUGUGACAGCUUUAAUAUACCUAUAGUAACAUUUGUGGAUGUUCCAGGCUUCUUACCAGGUACACACCAAGAGUAUGGAGGUAUUAUAAGACAUGGGGCUAAACUUUUGUUCGCUUAUGCUGAAGCUACUGUACCUAAAAUUACAGUUAUUACAAGAAAGGCGUAUGGUGGUGCCUAUGAUGUAAUGAGCUCAAAACAUCUACGAGGAGAUACCAACUAUGCUUGGCCCACGGCUGAAGUGGCUGUAAUGGGAGCCAAGGGGGCAGUGUCUAUCAUAUUCCGAGGCAAGGAUCAAGUCAAGAAUGAGGCAGAAUAUGUGGAAAAGUUUGCCAAUCCAUUCCCAGCUGCUGUUAGGGGAUUUGUUGAUGACAUAAUAGAACCAAGAACAACCAGGAGAAGAAUAUGCCUUGAUUUAGAUGUUUUAGCCAGUAAAAAACGAGAAAACCCAUGGAAGAAACAUGCAAAUAUGCCACUUUAAUCACAUCGCGGCGGCGCACAUUAUAAUUUAAUAUUUAGAGAAGGAUGUUAAACUGCACUAGUGCUUAUCAAUGUUCCCCUUUUAAAUGGUGAAAAUUGUUCCAGGCUUUUUAGGUGUAGAUUUUUGUAGUUGAUAUAUUAGUGGUAUAUCAAAAAGCAUGUAGAACAAUACAACCGUGUUCAGUCAUUAAAGUAUGAGAUUAUGUAACAGAACAGAACAUUGUGUGUGUAACUUUAUAUAUGCAAUUUCAAUUGAAUUGACACAAUAAUGCAUUACUUUGUACUUGUGUAAAUUUGUACAAAGGUAUAUUUUUAAUAAAUGACACUUUUUUUGUCUAACAUUUCUGCAAGACCAAUGUAGAAAAAAUAUAUAUUUGAAUAGUUUUCUUGCCUUCAAAAUCUCUUGUUAGGUAUAUAUUAAAUGGUAUUUUUAAUAUUAUAUUUUUAUGUUCCAAAAAAAGUUUUAGUUUUUUUUGGAGCAUAAAUUAUUGUUACAGUUUGUGAUUCUGUCACAAUGUAUGUAUUCAUUUUCUCAAGGCAUCUUCGUCUUACAUAUUUCACUGAUAUUUUAGAUAGUGCAUGAUUUGGUUCCUACCUACUUCUUCUACUUGUGUGGGAGUUUUAAGUUUUUGGUGCGAGUCAUUCAUGCUUUUGGGAUAGGUUUCAAGAAAUAAGGUCACUGAGGGUGUGCUUUUGGAAUGGGUUUCAAUUUAAUGUGGCCAUAUUCCUUUUGGAGGGUAUGCUUUUUGGGUUGGGUUUUGAGUUACUUGGUCAAAGUACAAGAUUGUUGAAUGCUCAGUUACAUUAGCGUUUUACUUGAACCCCUAAAUGGGAAACCAUAUUUUUGAAUGUUGCAGCAUAGUUGUAUGUUGGUGGUUGCAAUUAGUAUAUUGACACCCUUGUAUUACCAGAUAAGAUAUACUAUUAUAAUAGCCAUAGCUAGUUUCUGUACUUAUAAAUGAAACCUAGAGAUAGAAAUUUACAAAAUACGAUUAAUUCCGAAAGAGUAUUUACGUCUCGAAAAACAAAGUAUCACAGAUCUGAACAUAAAAGUGAUCACAGAAUUUGAUACCUGAAAUCCACUUCAUCAUUGAUAACUCAUCAUGAAUGUGUACAGGUGUAAGAUGAUAAAUUGACUUUACCUGUGUUGUUAAACAGAUUGAAUUUAGUGCAAACUACCAUUUGUUGCUCCCUAUACUUGCAUGGUUUACUUUAGUAUGUGUAGUAAUUGUUUGUGUAUUUAUAAUUAUGUUUAUGAUACUCAUUUGUAGAUCAUUUAUUUUUUACAGAUGAUGCAUUUGUUAAAGAUUUAAAAAAAAACAAAAUAAAACAUUUUAUCAGAAA
This is a messenger RNA of Ruditapes philippinarum (Manila clam), 3018 nucleotides long. RefSeq names its product propionyl-CoA carboxylase beta chain, mitochondrial-like. The transcript is spliced from 16 exons. The coding region runs from base 38 to 1675 and encodes 545 amino acids. Gene Ontology annotation, molecular function: propionyl-CoA carboxylase activity. The record is from RefSeq and is a predicted model, not a curated record. NCBI's taxonomy places the organism in Eukaryota, Metazoa, Mollusca, Bivalvia, Venerida, Veneridae. Gene Ontology annotation, cellular component: mitochondrion.